AUGGCUCAGGCGUGUGGACUGGGCCUGCUGCUGGCACUGCUACUGCCCUUGGUUGGUGCAUCCAUGCCUGGAUUUGUGGUCAGACUCAACAAGGCCACUCUGAAGUAUGUGACUGAUGUUGGGAAAGUCCCAUUCCAGCGGGUCCUGAAAGUCACGGUCCCGUAUUUCCUAGACCAGAGUCAACAGAGGAUCCAGCCCAUCAGGGUCCAGAUUCUGAACGUCCACGUGCAUAACUUCCAGCUGAACUUUGUUGCUGAUUUUGGGGUCCACUUAUCUGCAGAAGCCAACUUUAAUUUCAGGGUCCUUCGGGUUCCAGAGUCUGUGACGCUGACAAUGCCUGUCAUACUGUCAGCUGAUGUCCAAGUGACCCAGGGACCCAUCCAGACACCCCUGGUCAGCAUCUCUGAUUGCAACUCAACGUUCGGCCCGAUCAGCAUUCUUGAUGGAAGCAACAACACCUCCCCCAAGAUGCUGGUCCACCUGCAGAAUCACAUUGAAACAGUCUUGAACAAUAAGCUGUGCCUGGCCAUCUCCAGCCUGAUGCAGGUCAUCAAUGUCCACUUUGGCACUUUGAUUGGUCUCAAACCCGUGGGUCCCGAGUCCCAGAUUCGCUACACCAUGGUCAACGCGCCCACCAUCACUAAUGACUACAUUUCUCUGGACAUCAAUGCUAUGCUCUUCCUGCUGGGCAAGCCCAUUGUCCUGCCCUUGGAUGCCACCCCCUUCCUGUUGCUCGAACGUGUGGGUGCCAAGGAUGCCAUGACCACCUUGGGCCUCUCUCAGGACUUGUUUGACUCUGCGAUCCUUCUGCUGCAGAAGGCCGGGUCCCUCAACCUGGAAAUCACGGGGAAGCUGCACUCAGUAAACAAUCAGCUGAACACAUCUGUGCUGGGCCAGCUAAUCCCUGAGGUGACCCAUCAGUUCCCCCAGCCCAUGCCUUUGGUGCUUAAGGCGAAGCUGGGUGCCACACCCAUUGCCUCACUAGCGCACAACAAUGCCACACUCCAGCUGCAGCCCCUUAUUGAGGUUCUGGUCGCAGCCUCCAACUCUGACUUCCGGUCCCUCUUCUCCCUGAAUGUGAUGGUGACCUUGAGCCUCCAACUGUCUGUGUCCAAGGUGAAGCUUCAGGGGGCCACAAAGGUGCUGGGGGACAUCGGGCUCACUGUGGCAUCCUCCAAUGUGGGCUCCUUUGAUACACGUAAGGUGCAUGCUCUCGUGAGGAACGUGUUUGAGAAGCCCCUGCUAGACCACCUCAAUGCUCUCUUGGGCUUGGGGAUUUCCCUCCCCAGUGUGGCCAACCUCUACUACCUGGCCCCCAGGGUCCUUGUCCAUGACGGCUAUGCUGUGAUAUCCAGCGAUCUCUUCUACCAGUGCUGA
Elephantulus edwardii (Cape elephant shrew) is the source of this 1377-nucleotide messenger RNA. It is a transcript of the gene BPIFB2, whose product is annotated as BPI fold containing family B, member 2. Gene Ontology annotation, molecular function: lipid binding. The record is from RefSeq and is a predicted model, not a curated record. The transcript is spliced from 15 exons. Bases 1 to 1377 code for a protein of 458 amino acids. NCBI's taxonomy places the organism in Eukaryota, Metazoa, Chordata, Mammalia, Macroscelidea, Macroscelididae.